AUGGUGACAUAUUUACUGGCCGCACGAGCACUGAAGAGUGGAGACCCAAUCCGACUUAGCAUUGGCGCAGCUCUUAGAAUCAAUGAAAACAAUAAGCUCUUUUCUGACGAAACUUCAUUAGGGUCCGGCUUUAAUAUGAUAAAUGAGCCUGGUGUCGGUGCAGGAGGUUGGUAUUGUGUCGUCGAAGCGAAACCGAAGAAGAUUGACAAAAUCGAUAAAAUCUACAUCCCGGAAUCUUAUGACCCGUGGACCCCGCGGGGUAGAGUGCGACGACAGUUAUGGGACGGAUCGGGAGAAUUCGUCUUGGAUUACAUCAGGUCAAAACCGUUGAUAUCAGACCCCGAUAAAGCGCUGCGCUUUUCAUGGUUUCAGUAUGAGGGUGCCGAAUGGCGCCUGCAAAUGGUUAUUCCAGCGAGAACGAUAUCAGAAGGUAAUUUGGGUCUAUGGGCUAAAUGCUUUGAAGCACAACGUGAUCUGAUGGCAUAUUCGGACAAAGUUAUUCAAUGGGAUACUUGGACCAUCGAAGGAGAACUAGGACAGCGACCGGACGCGGAUCGCAGGACCUCUUCCUAA
Molecule: messenger RNA, 573 nt
Organism: Drepanopeziza brunnea f. sp. 'multigermtubi' MB_m1
Lineage: Eukaryota; Fungi; Ascomycota; Leotiomycetes; Helotiales; Drepanopezizaceae
Source: RefSeq, a predicted model, not a curated record